This is a messenger RNA of Heterotrigona itama, 5775 nucleotides long. NCBI's taxonomy places the organism in Eukaryota, Metazoa, Arthropoda, Insecta, Hymenoptera, Apidae. The record is from the annotation of a GenBank genome assembly.
AUGUACAACUCGAAUCGGAAAUGGAAACUUUUUCCACACAAUACUGGUAAUACUUGGCAGAAAUUAUAGCGAUCAUGGUAACUUUCGCUAUAAUCUCUGCCAAUUCUGAUCAUCUACCUCAGUAAUGGAAAUUUUACAAAUCCCACCGAAUUACUUGUGUGAAGGAUCUGUUGUUGCUUUUAAAAUUCUGUCACAAUUUUUAUAAUGAUAUUUUCAUUAUAAUUUUAGUUACAAUUCAAGCAAGUAUUUUUCUAUCUCUUCACUUAAUUUCUCUCACAAUCAGUGUCUUGCUUCGUGCAAAACGAACGCGGGAAAAGCAAGAUUCGUGCCUUUCACUGUUGACCUCUAGCACAACAUCCGCAAAGAAAGACUUCACUGAAAUGCCAGCCACGUCCCUCACGUUCCUGUUCAAUAAAUCACGAUCUAAAGAAAGAAAACGACAAUUCGAAUAAAAAGCGAAUUUUCUAAUAGUUGUAAUGAUAUUCUCUUUGUACCAGCAAUAUCUAUGGCAAUUGGAGUUUGCAUUUAUCCUUUGGGUUGGGAUUCACCAUUAAUCCGAGCUGUCUGUGGCGCGGCCGCAUCCAGGUAUUAAUUUGAACGAAUGAAUGCAGUAUUUAAACUGUCUACGUACUUACAUCCAUGAUUGGAUCUGUCCAAUUAUCAAUCUUAAAAUUUAUAAAAUUUAUAUUUUUUCUCAAUCUUAAAAUUACAUAAAAUUUAUAUGUAACUGUAUGAUUUUCAACAUAGAGUAAUACUAAAUAGAGUAAUACUAAAAAUGCGUUAUAACGUGUUCAAGUAUCUACUUAACUACAAAAGAAGAUAACAGAUUUGCAUGACAAAUGAUUGUCUUCUUAUUUAUGAAAACAUUGAUCCAUAUCGAUAAUUUCAUUUGGUAGAUAUAAUCCAGGAGCUUGCGCCGUUAGAUGGGCAAUACCGUUAGCAGCGAUUGCCGCCUUAGAUGCUGCUACCUUGGCUGUGCUUGCUUUCAUUCUGGCGGCCAGGCACGUCAGACUUCAACCAGAACCUUUCAACAAUGGUUCCUUGUACAAAGGCGAAGUGAACCCGGGGUACGUGAACGAGGCGCAGAGUGUCGCCGGCUCCCGGAAAUCUCUGUCCUUACGACCAGUGCUUCUGGUCGCCCCGCCGGAACAGGAUCGGUACAGCGAACUCUCUAGAGCAAAGUCACACUCGCAUCACAGCCUCUACACGCCAGCACCGACGCACCCGGCCCACACCAUGUCGACGAACACGUUGAAUCACUCUCAGCACAAUUUCCAAUUAACAAACGAGAAGAGUCUUACAUUAGCGGAAUUAAAUGAAAUAUAUGAGAAUCGUGUUCAUCAGGGACAUUUUGCAAUUAUAGCAGGCAUUGCAUGCCUGUUCUAUAAAAAUUGUUCUUUAAGAGAGAGAAAAUCCAAACGAGGAGGAUUCUGUCGUUCGGCUUCGCUUCGGACAUCGCUUUUCAUGGCUCAUUCGCGCAGGUCUAAAGUACAAAGUGUUUUGCCAUGUGAGAAUAGUCUUCUAGCGAACGAGAGCUUUCUCUAUAACGCGCCAGAGAUGAACGACAAGGACGACAGCGCUUGGGUCUUCGAUUCCCUAAUCGGUUUUCUUCAGGGUCCAAUUUGGUCCGCGCCUCUGAUCACUUUCAUCGAAGAGAAGUCGCUCAUAUUCGAAGCGGACAUCGAGGAGAACGACGAGUAUGAAAAGGUGUAUCAAGAGUAUAAAAAUCUCGUGGAUUUGUUGCUUGGUUGCUUCAUGGAAGACAUGGUGAUUACUCCGGAGCAAUUCGAGUACGCUUGUACCGUGAACAAGUACACAAAAAUGCCCAUACAAUUCCAGCAGGCGAGUCAAAGAAACUUUCAGAAAAAACCUUCACUCCCCCCCAAGAAAAAAAAUAACGUACAACGUAACUUGUUCGAGCAAAUAUGGGCAGCGAACGAGUACGAGAUAUUCAAGAGAAUGAUGAUUCAGAAGAAUCUGGAACUUCAGCUGCAAGCUUUGAAUAUGAUCGAACAGAAGUAUGGUCUCACACCUGCAUCCCUCAUGUAUGAAACCGACGUGUUGAACGAAGAUCCUUUAGUUAUGGAAGAAAUCAUUCAAAAGCACGUACUGGAAAAUGACACGGAGGAAGAUCAGGAAAUAUCAUCAGAGACUUCGUUGAUCAAAGAACAUGAACGCUUAACAGCAAAAUACAAUAGCGAGAGGGCAUUAUUAGCAGAAGCUCUGAUAGCGUCACAAAAGGAACAAUCCUCUCCUAGAGAAGAAUCAUUUUCAAAGGAAAAAGUGUAUAAAAAAGAAGAAAAAGAAGAAAAAGAAGAUAGAACAGAGGAAAGAGAAAUAGAAAUAAAAAAAGAGGAAGAGGAGAAGAAGGAAGAGAAAGAAAAAGAAGAAGCAGAUAUCCCGAGGUUCCCCAAAGCAAUUCUUCUUGGUCCUAUGUCCACAAACGAGCCAAAAUCAAUGGAGCAAAACGUAUCGGUAUCAGAGGAAGAUGUGAGAAAGAGGCAGGCCUAUCUGAAAGCCAGACGCGACAAAUUGGUAGCUUUGAAGAAAGAAGCGAGGAGCCAACGGUUGGAGAUGAAUCUAUCGAGGCCGAGUUCCGCAAGAUCAGUGGCAGAAGCGACGAUCAAAGGUGAACAAGAACUAAAAUUACCGGAACCCCUGGAACCGUCUAUAUUGCAAGUACGCAAAGCACUCGCGGCUCGUCUUCAGGCAGAAGUAGUGCGUAAGCAAACAAGCCAAUAAUAACGUGAAUCAGAAGUGUGAAGCUGUUUCAUGAUCGUGAUAAGAUGGUUCUUUCUUUUCCCUUUUUUUUUUUUAAAUAUAGGAAUCUCACUCUUCACAGAGCGAAAUUUUAUGCAGCUGUAUCAAUCUUUCUUUUCUUUUCUAAGUGUGUUACGUUUUAGGAUAAAGAUACUGAAGAAAUUUGCAAAGAUACAAACGUGUUUAUACGCUUUAGAACGUAUUAAAAUGAUCAAAUCGAAUAACGGUAGAGCAUUUUAGAAGACAAGCGAACACGUUUAAAAAGAAGUGGAAAGGGAUAUAAAGUCGUUUGUUUUUUUUCUUUUUAUACAGUUCCAAGCAGUUAUCUCUGCCUUUUCUUUUUCUUCUUGAAUAAAUUUUAUCUGCUAUUGAUCACAAUAUUUAUGUAUAAGUGUAUUUCCGCUUGUGAAUACCGAUAAAAUGAUAACUAGUUUGUAAGGUCACUUGCAUUAUGUUCUCUCGGUCAUACACAUGAUCACAAUACGUCAUCAGCAACUAGUCUUAUCCUUGAGAUCUCAUAAUCUGGACUGUGAAGAAAAGUAAAGGGAAAAGCAUGUUUUAUAAUAGCAAUUUGUGUGAAUCUUUAAGAGGUGAUACGAGUGAUAUCAAUAAAAAAAAAGAAAAGAAAUAGAAGUACUUCAUAAACAAGAUUUUUAUCUUUAAAUCUUUCAAAUGAAAUUGCUAUUUUCUUGAUCGACCUUGAAAGAGAAGAGAAUGCGAAGCUAACGUUGGCAGACAGCCUUUGAAAGAUGUAUUUAAAAAAAAAAUAACGCUAAAAGAUCCAUUUUACAUGUAAUUAUGUAACAGCACAAAUUGUAUAAAUCACAAUUAGAUAAUUAAAGCUGAAAAGUCAAUGACAAUUAUAUUCAAUAUACAAAAAACUGUCCCCCCCUCCUUUCUCUUCUUUUUUUUCCGUUUGCGUUAAUUAAACACUGAGGUAAGUUACGACUCCGUUCCAUUGAUCAAUUCUUUCUAAUUUAAAAUUUUAUUUAAUUAAAUAUUCUGCACACUUCUACAACAUACUUCUAUUUCAUGUAUACACACAAUUGCCAUUCUCGCUUCUCUUCUUUUUUCGGCCCUCCGAUUAUUAAGAUCAAAAUAACUUCGUGGCGAAAUACGAGUUAAACUGCUUGAUCAAUUAUCUGUGUAUGUGUAUGUAUGCAUGUGUGUAAGGACAUAAAGCCUCUGAACAUUUUUGAAGCAGAUUCACAAUUAAUUUCAUUCUGACAGGAAACAAAGGAUACUUACAAAAGGAUAACAAAAAAUUUGUCGCUCAUAUUUUCCUGCUACUUUUCUGUAAACGUAGUAUUUAUUAAAAUGUAAUUUGCGUAACGUCUAAGUUAAUUAGAAAACAUUGAUUAGAAAUCAUCCUCGGCGUUCGCCUUCCGCCACGAAUCAGAUAUUUAGUCCGCGUUUCGUUCAACUCGUCUGGUCAAUCGUCUUUCACACUUCACUAGAAUAAAAUGCAAAAUAUUCAUUUCUUUCCACUGGCUCUCCAUUCAACUGUUACCAAACUACACACAAACCAGAAGUUUUCUUCGCUAAUUCUUGACUUUAAGUUUGUUCCUAUUUCGCAUGUUCUCUUUUUUUUUUGUUCAAUUUUUUAUGAAUAGCUUCUCAUAUAAAAAGGUGUUUUUUUCCUCUGAGUGUAUGUGUGUGUGUGUAAUUAAAACGUAUUCUAUUAUUAACACGUGGUAUUGUACAAUGUGUGCAAUUAUCUUUUCCAUCAUUGUUUUUAUACCAUGUAACAUCAUGAUAUUACGUUGAACUAUAAUAACUGUAAGAUUUUGUGACUUUCGGUGGCACUGAUGUUACAUAAAAUGUUUCACUGACUCUUUCUCCACCUCUUCAAAUUAGAAUGAAAAGUAUUUAGUAUUUUUAACAGUCGCAUUCAACGAGUCUCGUGUGAAUAUGUAUACAUAACACACGUACGUUGUAAAGAUCGACAUUCACGUUUCUCCUGACCGAGAGAAACUUCAGGUCAAAUUUUAAACCAUUUUAUUCGAGGAAAUUAACUCAUACAUGGUGAACGACAUAAUGAAAUAAAAAAGAGACAAGAAAAUAAUCAAUCUUUUUUUUUCGAAUCUUUGAAUAUUCGAGUAAUGCGUUCCUUUAAAAAAACAUAAUGUAAGCUGAAAGCUUGUAUUGGACGAUUUUAUUCUUUUGGCUACAUUUGAAACACCGAUGACGGGAUACAAUGAAUAUUAAAUAAGAAAGAAAGCGGUAAUAAUGAAAACAAGACGCAUUAGUAAUGAAUAAAUCUGAAAUUCUCCAUGUAAAAGAAUAUAUGUACAUAUAAAUAUCUGUACGGGUAUGAAAUUUAGCUUAAAUAGCACUUGCGACCACGCUAUUUAUUCUAGUAUCACUUGGAUAUCAAAUCAUUUUUUUAUUCUUCUUUUCUCAGAGUUCGUCCCCUUACAGUUUCUUUCAAAGCACAUUCAAUGCACAUUUUUUAUCAUUUCUUUUUAUCUCUUUUGUAAUUAUCAAAUAAGUCAUGAGUGUUAUGUAGAACACAUAAAGAAUAACAUUACUCGAUAUCCUUUUAAUUAAUUGUUAGCUUUUGUUACGUUUCUCUCUCUCUCUCUUUCAUUCGCAUGCUCUCUCUCUCUCUCUCUUUCUCUCUUCGUGGUCAAUCCAGGGUACACUUUUCUCCUUUUUCUUAUGUACAACAUGUAUAUCACUCACCUCCAGCGAAUUUGCUAUUCACGACUUUGAUAUUCACAAAUUUCUUUUCGCUCGUGUCUCUAAAUUAACUUCUAGAAUUUCUCAUCUUCUUUCAAUAUCAUAUAAGUUAAUAUAUAUGCAUAUAUGUUCGUAGAUGGUACGUGUAUGUGUGAUAUUUACGAAAAAUGUCCAAUAUACACAUAUAGGUCUAAAGCAGUCUUAAAAACUCUGUUCAAGGUAUGUGGGAGAGGAGGGGGACGACGACGUGAAAAAUUUAUACAUUAUAGCUUAUAAUAUUUCUGCUCCUUUUUCUUCUUUUUUUUUUUUGUUUGUUUGUUUGAGUUAACUUAA